This is a messenger RNA of Histoplasma capsulatum G186AR, 459 nucleotides long. RefSeq lists its product as uncharacterized. The record is from RefSeq and is a predicted model, not a curated record. Lineage: Eukaryota; Fungi; Ascomycota; Eurotiomycetes; Onygenales; Ajellomycetaceae. The transcript is spliced from 2 exons. The coding region runs from base 1 to 459 and encodes 152 amino acids.
AUGAACCCGCUGGAUGAAACAACCCUCCAGCCCCCCAGGACCACGUCUGCUAUCUUGCUGCUCUUUGCGAGAUGGCUGGCUUCCCGGGUCACUAAGAAAAUCCUUCUCAAAAGCUGGACAAGAGAGGGUGUGAUUUUCACGGCCACACAGUGGUCAUCAGUGAGCUUCGAAAUCGUGACUCUUUGGACGACCUCUGGCACUACGCGGCGAGGUUGUCCCGUCGUAAUCUUGGAAACAUGCUCCCGCUUGCAGAAGAUAAUCGCGCGCGUUUCUCGGAUUGAUGGAGAUCAGCCACGGCCACCUGGACGCCGUUAUUCCCGAUUCCUUCAGCCACACCAUUCGGCGUCGCUUUUCGGUUUUUCUAAGGCUACCUACGAUGUAACCAACUUCGGCCACACACGAGGAGGCCAGGUGGCAGGCCUCCUAGGAGUAUUUUCUGGGAGUGGUGUGCUGAGAUAG